AUGUGUUUGGAAUCAUAGUAAUGUGGUCUCAUCUUCGAGGAACUCUAUUACUCAUAGUGAUAGAAUGGGGCCACACAGCCUCUUUCAAUGCUAUAUAAUAGUCCCUCUUCUCAUGUUUCUCUUCGCCUUCUACCAACAACUUCUACCUGAUAUCCACUGAGGUCAUAUUUAUCCACAAAUACAAUGCAAUCCAGUGAGGUUACGGGGAUUCAUUAUCUACGUCCUUCAAACCCAACUCAGUACCCGACCCAUUUUGACACGAUUGAUAACAACAUGGCAGGAUAUCAGUUGAACAGAUUUUCGAAAUCUCUAUAUCAAUUUCAGAUGACGCCUCAAUUUCAAGAAUUCAAUCCUCAAUCAACAUGUUUCAGCAGUAACUCAACUUCUGACGAAGCGGAUGAGCAACAGCUAAGUAUAAUAAACGAGAGGAAGCAGAGAAGAAUGAUUUCUAACCGGGAAUCUGCACGAAGAUCACGUAUGCGAAAACAAAAGCACUUGGACGAGCUUUGGUCACAGGUUGUCUGGCUUCGAAAUGAGAAUCGACAACUGAUAGACACACUGAACCAUGUCUCGGAGAACCAUGAUCGAGUCGUCCAGGAAAAUUCUCGACUCAAAGAAGAAGCUUCAGGGCUUCGCCAAAUGCUGGCUGACAUGCAGCUCAAUAGUCCCUAUCCUAGCCUGAGAGAUCUUGAUGAUGAUCCCUACAAUGAUUUGCCUUAAAGACAAAAAUAAUUAUUCAACCUGCAGUUCUUGAUUUCUGAAAAUUUGCCUUGUUGAGACGAAGCAGCAGUGAUUUUUGUUUUCCUUGUCUCUUCUUUUCUUCGGGGCAUCAUUAAGAAAUAUUAUAUUUCUGUUUUAUUUCUCUGAGUUGAAGUAUCGGUUAAAUAAUGUCCUAUAUAACAUAUCACUCUUGUCUUUA
Molecule: messenger RNA, 919 nt
Organism: Olea europaea var. sylvestris
Lineage: Eukaryota; Viridiplantae; Streptophyta; Magnoliopsida; Lamiales; Oleaceae
Product: basic leucine zipper 43-like
Exons: 1
Coding region: 184-720 (178 amino acids)
Biological process (GO): regulation of DNA-templated transcription
Molecular function (GO): DNA-binding transcription factor activity
Source: RefSeq, a predicted model, not a curated record